This is a messenger RNA of Paramecium primaurelia, 1853 nucleotides long. NCBI's taxonomy places the organism in Eukaryota, Ciliophora, Oligohymenophorea, Peniculida, Parameciidae. The record is from the annotation of a GenBank genome assembly.
AUGAUAAAAUACUGUUAAUUUCAUUAAUGGGAGGAGGAAAAAUAUAUCUGUAUUCACAAAACAAGGCUAUAAAAGGAAGAUAACAAAUUUUCAUGCCAUAAAUGUUUAGACUGGAAAAAAUCAAACAAUUAUAUAAAGAGCAUGAAGGAAGUUGAAGAAGAGGCAAAAUAAAAUAUUGUGAAAUUUGUGGAAAUGUAAACCAAAAUAAUAAAUUCUAAUAAUGAAAUGAAGUAAAAAUAUCUAGAAUCAUUAACUGAGCUUUGUCAGAAGAUAAAUCAAUAUUUUCAAAAAUAAUAAAAGUCCGUAACUUCCUUAGUUGAACAAUAAAAUCAAAUACUAACACAAAACAUUAACUAAGCUAAUUCACUUUUAAAUGAACAAUCUGUUUUGGAUUCUCAAUCAAUUGACAAUUUCAUUAUUUUUACAACUUUAAAUGAAGCAAAUUAAAAAAUAAUUGAAAAUAACUAUAAUAAUAUCAAUAAAUGUUUAGAAAGAUAAUUUAAUUAUGAAUUUGCUGAAAUCUAAUGUAAAGUAAAUUAAUUUACAAAUUUGGAAUUUAAAUUUGAUUCUAUUCCAAAAUAUGAAGUUGAAUAAUUCAAAAUUUUAACUGUUGAUAAAGAAAAAGAUAAACUACAAUAUUGCAAAGACCACUAAAUGGAAAAGAACUGUAUUUGUACACAUGAAGAUUGUUUGAAAGAGAAAAAAAAAGAAUAUCUUUGUUUAGGAUGUUCAAUGAAUUCUCAUAGUUAACAUUUUAAAGGUAAUUUUAUAAAAACUGUAAAAAAAAUAAAGACUGAGCAGAAUGAGAAACUGAAAAUAAUUAAAGAAUAAUAUGAAAUGCUUAAAUAAGAAGUUGAAAACAGAAUUGAUAAAGAAUUAACAACAAAUUAAUAAAAAUAAUAGGAAAAUUUUGUUAAUUCUUAAACAACAAGAGAAAAUCUCAAACAAUUAGAAGCUCAGAUUAAAAUUAAUCCUUUCAAUUAAAAACCAAAUUACACAUAUUAUAAUAUUGACUAGAAUUUAUUAUCAUAUGAUUAAGAUAUGAUCAAAUUAGAGUUUUAAUCAAAAUUAGAUUAAUUGGAAUAAUUAAAAUAACAAAUUACAAAAUAAGAAAAGAAGAGUUUAAUUAAUAAUACCAAACUACUGAAGAGCAAUCAUUAACUUAUAAGUAAGAAACAUUUAAAUUAAAAAAAUUAGUGUAAUAAUAUGAAAUUUAAAUUUCAGAGUUAUAAAAUAAAUUAGAAGCUAAUUCUAGUGAAUCAAUAAUAGCAGAAAUCAAAAAAUCUUAAAAAUUAUUGAUUGAGGAAUCUCUUAAAUAAUCAUAAAAGUAAUUUAUUGAAGGAGUAAAUGAGAUCAAAUAGUAAAUAUAAACUUUUCCAAAAGUUGUUACUGAAAGUAAACAAUUUAGUUCUCUUUAAUCAGACUUGAACAAUGUUAUUACAAUUAUUAAUAAAAUAAACUAACAAAGUUUAUAGAUACCAAAUUCACAUUAAGAAUUAAAAAAUUCAAUUAAUGGUUAAGAAGGGAUAAAAUAAUAAAUUACUAAUCUAUCAAAUUUAAAUUAAGAUCUAAAAGUUAUGUUUAAAGGGAUGAAUGAGAUCAAAUCAUCCAUUUUAAACAUCCCAAAACUUGUUCUUGAAAGUAAACAAUUUAGUUCUCUCUAAUCAAACACAACAGAUAUGAUAAAUCGAAUAAUUUAAUUGACCAUUAAAGUUUCAACUCCAUAAAUUGUUUAUUAACCAUAAUAAAUUUUAAAUAAUUAAUAAGGGUUAAACGAAUAGCCUAUGGGUGCUGGUAGUUUUCAAUAAAAUCAGGGCUUCCAUUAUUACUAACAGAAUAAUAGCAAAAGAUGA